AAAAGCGCCGAGCGGCCGCCGGCACCGGCAGCGGCACCGAGCCCCGCACUGACCGGGUCUGACACCGAGCCCCGCACUGACCGCAUCUGACACCGACCCCCACCCCGGCGCCGGCACCGCCCGCGGAUUUGACACCGACCCCGACACCGUCCCCGGCCCGGCCGCAGGAUGCCAAACUGGGGAGGAGGGAAGAAGUGUGGGGUGUGCCAGAAGGCCGUGUACUUCGCUGAGGAGGUGCAGUGUGAAGGCAACAGCUUCCACAAGUCCUGCUUCUUGUGCAUGGUCUGUAAAAAGAAUUUGGACAGCACCACUGUGGCGGUGCAUGGUGAGGAGAUCUACUGCAAGUCCUGCUACGGGAAGAAGUACGGCCCCAAGGGCUACGGCUACGGGCAGGGAGCAGGGACCCUGAGCACCGACAAGGGCGAGUCCCUGGGAAUCAAAUAUGCAGAGGGCCAGCCCCACCGACCCCCCAACCCCAAUGCAGCCAGGAUGGCCCAGAAGGUGGGAGGAGCUGACGGGUGCCCCCGCUGUGGCCAGGCCGUGUACGCGGCCGAGAAGGUCAUCGGAGCUGGGAAGUCCUGGCACAAGUCCUGCUUCCGCUGUGCCAAGUGUGGCAAAAGCCUGGAGUCCACCACCCUGGCAGACAAAGAUGGGGAGAUCUACUGCAAAGGUUGUUACGCCAAGAACUUCGGUCCCAAGGGCUUUGGCUUUGGGCAGGGCGCCGGGGCACUGAUCCACUCCCAGUGAGCCCCAGGGCCGAGCCCUGCACUGGCCCGGGGCUCGUCCUGCGCUGCCCGCGCGCCCCACGCCGCAGCGAGUGCCCCACUGGCACCCCAGCCACCGCUGCUUCGCAGCACUCACCCCUCCUGCCCUGCCCUGCCCUGCCCCGCCCCUCCCCAGAGCUGGGGGCAUCCCAGCUUUGUCCCUGGGGGCUCCUGCCGGGGCGGGUGGCACAGGGGGGCCGCUCCCUCCCACUGCAGAGGGGUCCCGGUGCCCAAGCCCUGCUCUGCAUUGCCCGCCCCGCCUGCUCAGCCGUGACACCGAGCAAGCAAUAAAAGAUCAGAGACAUCAGAGCUCACCCGGGCCGGCCCUGCCACUGACUCGCUGUCUGGGGCUGAGGACUGUGUGCCCAGAGCUGGAGAAGUGUUUGCAGUCCUGGCUUGAAAUUAAAGCCCAAUGGCAGGAA
Molecule: messenger RNA, 1186 nt
Organism: Taeniopygia guttata (zebra finch)
Lineage: Eukaryota; Metazoa; Chordata; Aves; Passeriformes; Estrildidae
Gene: CSRP1
Product: cysteine and glycine rich protein 1
Biological process (GO): muscle tissue development; sarcomere organization
Cellular component (GO): nucleus; cytoplasm; Z disc
Molecular function (GO): structural constituent of muscle; actinin binding
Source: RefSeq, a predicted model, not a curated record